ACUAUUGCAUACACAAUGUAAUGGCGGCAGGUCGACUUUCAUAACUAUGAAUUCCUUGUUAAAAUGUUUUUCAGUUCUUGUUGGAAGUUCUCUAGCAUUUGUGUUAGUAACUUUGGUUUACAUAUGUCCACAAAGAUCCAUGUGGUGUGGUAUAUCGAAUAUUAUGAAGGGUAACAGCGAUGUUACCAGCGAUGUUCUAACGAACACACUUCCCAGACUUUAUCGUUUCAAAAGAGAAGACAUCAAAAUAUACAAUUUUGGGCAAUCAAAAACAGACGUUAUGGUUUUCCUUCACAUUCAGAAAACAGGUGGUACAACAUUUGGACGGCAUUUAGUCACAAAUCUCAAUAUAACAUUUGCGUGUAAAUGUCGACGUACUCCAAAGCUACGAUGUUAUUGUAAGAGACCGAGUUCUGACAAAAUCUGGCUAUUUUCUAGGCAUUCAUUGGGCUGGCCGUGUGGGUUACACUCCGACUGGACUGAAAUGCAAUCAUGUGUACCAGAAUUUAUUCGUAAACGAAAUGGCAAUGUCGAAAAUCAGAAGUAUUUGUAUGUGACUUUUUUGCGUGAGCCAAUUAGUAGAGUUUUGAGUGAAUUUCGCUGCUAUCAGCGAGGAACAACAUGGGCUUCUUCACAACAUAAAUGUAAAGGAAGACAGGCAACAGAAAAAGAAUUGCCUCCUUGUUAUAAAGGAGAAACUUGGGAAGACGUCACGAUCGAUUCGUUUAUUGGGUGUAAAUCAAAUUUGGCUUUCAAUCGACAGUCAAGAAUGUUGGCGGAUUUGACACUCGUCAAUUGUUACAACGAAACAGGAAUGUCGUACAAAAAAAGACAGAAGAUAAUUCUCAAAAGCGCAAUUCGUAAUCUUAGAAGUAUGGCUUAUUUUGGGCUUACUGAAUAUCAGAAGGAAAGCCAGUAUUUAUUUGAAAAGACAUUUGGAAUCAAAUUUCGCAAGUCAUUCGAACAAAGAGACGAAGAAGAAACUCGAGCAGCUGAUGUUAGAACUGACAUAGAUCAAGAGGAUUUGCUUAGAAUCAAAAAGCUUACCGCUAAUGACAUACGACUCCAUAGAUUUGCAAAGGAAUUAUUUUUUUAUCGUCUUAAAUAUUUCAAAGAUAGAGAUCAGCGAGAAGGACUCUCUAGAUAACAAUCAGUCAACAUAACACCAAUCAA
This is a messenger RNA of Exaiptasia diaphana, 1173 nucleotides long. RefSeq names its product heparan-sulfate 6-O-sulfotransferase 1-A-like. The record is from RefSeq and is a predicted model, not a curated record. The coding region runs from base 47 to 1147 and encodes 366 amino acids. The transcript has a single exon. Gene Ontology annotation, molecular function: heparan sulfate 6-sulfotransferase activity. NCBI's taxonomy places the organism in Eukaryota, Metazoa, Cnidaria, Anthozoa, Actiniaria, Aiptasiidae. Gene Ontology annotation, cellular component: membrane.